AUGGAGGAGCGGAGCUGUGCCGAGACGCCCACACUGCGGCCCAUGGCCCUGCGCGAUGUGCAGGCGGCGUGGUCCAUUCAGGUGAUCGCUUACUCCGACCCCAGCCUCCACGAGACGGCGGACCACUACGAGCGAAGGCUGGCUGCCUACCCGCAGGGCUGUUGGGUGGCGGAGCUUAAAGAAGACGACAGCGCGGAGCCCGUGUUGGUGGGCUAUCUCGUCUCGUACCCGUCGCGGCUGGACGACCCUCCGGCUCUGUCGAGCCACGAGUGGGCCGUACCGCACCCGGCUGACGCCUACUUCAUCCACGAAGUGACUGUCGACCCGCGCCGCCAGGGACUCGGCCUUGGCCGUCUGCUGAGCGCGAAGGCCACGGAGUGCGCUCGCACGAGCGGCCUUGGCCCGGCCGCCCAAUACGUGGCGCUGGUGUCGGUGCAGGGCUCGUCGCCCUUCUGGCAUCGGCACGGCGGCUACCUGCCCUACGACUUUGACGUCAAUCGGCUCCACACCUCUCUGCCCUCUGCCAGCAGCAGCCAAGCCGAUGGGCCGUGUCUCUUCGACGAAACGACCGCGCAUAAGCUCAAGACCAAGCUGAUCCAGUCCUACGGCCCUGGUGCGCUCAUGAUGUUGACCGCCAUGCCUCAACACCAAUAA
Acanthamoeba castellanii str. Neff is the source of this 654-nucleotide messenger RNA. RefSeq names its product acetyltransferase. The record is from RefSeq and is a predicted model, not a curated record. The transcript has 2 exons. Bases 1 to 654 code for a protein of 217 amino acids. Gene Ontology annotation, molecular function: acyltransferase activity, transferring groups other than amino-acyl groups. Lineage: Eukaryota; Discosea; Longamoebia; Acanthamoebidae.